UGCGCCUCCGUAGUUAUGGUUCGUUCAGCGGCCCGUGUGUUGUUUAGUUAACGUUAGCUAGCCUACCUCCUAACGCCAAACGAAUUGUAAUGGUAACGUGUAGUAAGAGGUGAUUUUAAACAACGUUUUAAACAUGUCAGAGAAAGGCGAAGUGGAUUUAACUGGUGCCAAACAGAACACGGGCGUGUGGCUGGUAAAGGUGCCCAAAUACCUGUCCCAGCAAUGGGCCAAAGCAUCAGGCAGGGGAGAGGUGGGGAAACUCCGGAUCGGGAAGAACCAAGGGAAGGCAGAGGUGGAGUUCACUCUGAAUGAAGACCUGACCAUGAUUGACAGCCUCGGGAACAAGCCAUCGGGGGUGCAGGCCCCCAGGGACCACCCGUUCACCAUGCAGACUGUAGGAGGACAGACCCUGGCCGUGUUCACUGAGACCCAGUCAGAGUCAUCUAAGGGCCAGUCAGAAGAGAGAUCUGAUGGCAGCACCUCAGUUUCGGGGGCGGGGUCAGGCCCAGAGAGAAUCUCCCUGGAGGGCCUGGUGGUGCAGAGAGCAGAGUGUAGACCUGCUGUCAGCGAGAACUACAUGAAACUCAAGAGACUGCAGAUAGAAGAGUUAUCCAAGCCAGUGAGAUUGUCUCAGCAACUAGAGAAGGCUGUUACCACCAACUACAAACCAGUGGCCAACCAUUCCUACAACCUGGAGUACGACAGGAAGAAGAAGGAGGAAGGUAAAAGAGCGAGGGUCGACAAACAGCAGGUGUUGGACAUGUUGUUCUCAGCUUUUGAGAAGCAUCAAUAUUACAACAUCAAGGACCUGGUCGACAUCACCAAACAACCUGUGAGUUACCUGAAAGAGAUUCUGCGUGACAUCGGCAUCUACAACGUGAAGGGAACCCACAAGAACACGUGGGAGCUGAAGCCAGAGUACAGACACUACCAGGGAGGAGAGGAGGAGGAGAAGGAGACCGACGACUAGCCUGGUCUGGGACCUCCAGCCUCCUAGAUAGCUCACCACUAGGAGGACGACCUCCAGCCUCCUAGAUAGCUCACCACUAGGAGGACGACUAGCCUGGUCUGUGACCUCCAGCCUCCUAGAGAGCUCACCACUAGGAGAAGGACGACUAGCCUGGUCUGUGACCUCCAGCCUCCUAGAGAGCUCACCACUAGGAGAAGGACGACUAGCCUGGUCUGGGGCCUCCUCGAGAGCGUCGUUUUGGUUUUUAUAGACUUAAAUGUUUUUUAAUGAUGUAGAGAAAUAAAGUUGUCAAGCUACUGAUGUGUUGUUCAGUUAGGACCCCCGGUCCUAUACUACAUGUCCCAAGUGACACCCUAUUCCCUAUACAGUGCACUACUUUAAACCAGGACCCUGGUCAAAUUUAGUGUACUAUUUAGGGAAUAGGGUGCCACUUUGGGGACACGUGUGAAGGAUUCCUACUAUUCUGACCAGUGAGGUGCUUUAGGUUCAUCUCACCUGGGCCACUGUGACGUUUAUUCCUGUGUGUUUGUGGGAUCUGACCGAUCCGUUUGAUCAGGAAGUGAUCGGUUUACAGACACGUCAACCAAGGAUCAAUACGUACAAGUUGUUUAUAAAGUGAUUAAUGACUUUUGGAAUAAAAUAAAAAUGUUUUUGUAAAAAA
This is a messenger RNA of Oncorhynchus tshawytscha (Chinook salmon), 1631 nucleotides long. It is a transcript of the gene gtf2f2a, whose product is annotated as general transcription factor IIF, polypeptide 2a. Gene Ontology annotation, cellular component: transcription factor TFIIF complex. Bases 134 to 970 code for a protein of 278 amino acids. The record is from RefSeq and is a predicted model, not a curated record. The transcript has 10 exons. Gene Ontology annotation, biological process: transcription initiation at RNA polymerase II promoter; transcription by RNA polymerase II. NCBI's taxonomy places the organism in Eukaryota, Metazoa, Chordata, Actinopteri, Salmoniformes, Salmonidae.